Molecule: messenger RNA, 2327 nt
Organism: Nylanderia fulva
Lineage: Eukaryota; Metazoa; Arthropoda; Insecta; Hymenoptera; Formicidae
Gene: Grd
Product: GABA-gated ion channel
Biological process (GO): monoatomic ion transmembrane transport
Cellular component (GO): membrane
Molecular function (GO): GABA-A receptor activity; extracellular ligand-gated monoatomic ion channel activity
Source: RefSeq, a predicted model, not a curated record
UGUGGCUUCGCCACGUGCUUCUCGCGAUUCUUACCCUUAUUUUGUCCAACACACGCAUCGAGAUCAUACCGUCAUUUCCACAAUGAAAAUAAUUUUCCAGAAAUAAUUCGACCUAACAUACUUGAUCGGCUUUCAAAAUAUCGAGAUAACAUUCCUGCUAUCAUCGUGAUUAUGUGUCAAAAGCUUCACGAAUUGGCACAAACACGUGCGCUCUUGCGCGAAAUGUCGAGCGACUUUAUUGUUAAAUUGAAUUGAUGAACGAGUCUUCAGUCAUAAUAGAAUAAAGCAAAGAUAUGGCCUGGAACAUUAUGAAGCCAAGAGUCUUGCUUGCUCUAAUCAACCUCACCACAUCAUUUUUAAUGGCCGCGGGUACGAGAAUCGCUGCCAGACAACAGACUCAGAGCAACAACCACGGCAACAUUAGCGACCUGCUGGACAAUCUACUUCGCGGUUACGACAACAGCAUCAGGCCAGAUUUUGGCGGGCCCCCGGCUACCGUUGAGGUCGAUAUCAUGGUACGCAGCAUGGGUCCCAUUUCCGAAGUGGAUAUGACAUACUCGAUGGACUGUUACUUUCGACAGUCAUGGGUCGACAGACGUUUAGCCUUUCAAGGUGGUAAGGAAACACUCGCGUUGAGCAUUUCCAUGUUGGCAAGGAUCUGGAAACCCGACACGUACUUCUACAACGGCAAACACAGUUAUUUGCAUACGAUCACCAGUCCGAAUAAGUUCGUCAGGCUUUACCAGGAUGGCAGAGUACUUUACAGCUCAAGACUUACCAUCAAAGCGGGAUGUCCGAUGAAUCUCGAGGAUUUUCCGAUGGAUACACAGAGAUGUCCGUUGCAAUUCGGCAGCUUUGGCUACACGACACGCGACGUAAUCUACAAGUGGAACAGUGCAAGACAGGUCGCUAUAGCGGAGGACAUGAAGCUGUCGCAAUUUGAUCUGGUCGCCAAUCCGACCGCAAAUCAUUCCACUGCACCAGGAUUAUCACAUGCUGACUAUUCGAUGCUUCUGGUAAACUUCCACUUACAAAGGCACAUGGGUAACUUUCUAAUACAAGUAUACGGUCCUUGCGUCCUGCUGGUCGUCCUGUCUUGGGUUUCCUUCUGGUUAAAUAGAGAAGCCACUGCCGAUCGAGUGUCGUUGGGCAUAACUACCGUGUUGACGAUGACGUUCUUAGGGUUGGAAGCAAGAACCGAUCUGCCAAAGGUCCCUUACCCUACUGCCUUGGAUUUCUUCGUCUUUCUAUCAUUCGCAUUCAUCUUCGCUACUAUAAUACAGUUCGCGGUCGUACAUUACUUUACCAAGCACGGAUCGGGCGAGUGUUAUUUCAGUUCUGAUCUAAGCGAUACCGAAAGUUCGAGCGGGGAAGAAGACAUGGGUGGGAAAACACGUCGGAGGAGUUCCGGCACGCGAGGACGCGAAAAUCGUAACUUUGCGAUAAACGGCGACAAUAUGAUCGAAGUGAUACCAUUAUCGGCGAUCUCGAUACGUCCCGAUCGAGAUCCCGCGGUAGCUGGUCACUGGCAAAUAUCCUGUGUGACCUGUAGCCCAUCGUCGAGACAGACGACAACGACGACGCCGCCGCCUCCACCGCCGUUGUCAUCUUCCAGACGAACAACGUUGUCCACUUCUAGAAGAAGACGACGUCGGAGAACGCCCAGGUACAACUCGGUAUCGAAGAUCGACCGUGCCAGUCGCGUGGUGUUUCCUCUCUUCUUCCUAGCCAUCAACGUCUUCUACUGGUAUGCGUAUCUUUCGCGCAGCGAACGAAUCCACUAUUCCAAUGUCGCGUGAUAUGCAUUCAUCGAAGAGUACAUCUUGCUUCUCAAAGUUUUGCAAAGUUUCACGCGUUAAAAUUGGUAAUUAAAUACAUAAAUCCGAAAAACUUCUACAAGAGUGAACAAGUAGUUAUAUGCAAAAUGUCACAUGUGAAUUUACUACGUAAUUUCUCUCUCGAAUUAUUAAAAUACCGCCAGGAAAAUGAGAUUUUAUCUCGAGUAAGAUGGAAAUUUGGAAUAAUGAAAAGCGAAAGCUGUAAAAGUUUAUCGAUAAUAAUGUGAUGAGAAAAUUCUAACAUCCAUUCCGAAGAUGAAUGUGAAGAUUAGAAGAGACAUCAUAGUGUGUAAAAUUUAAGAGCUAGAAAGCUUCCUACAAGAUAAAUCAUACUAAAAUUUAGCCAAAAAGAAUAUUAUCUUAAUAUAAUAAUUUAUUUACACGUUAUCUCUGUGGAUGUGCAUCUUUUGACCUGCCUAAAAAAAAGACUAAUGCUACUCGAAUAUAAUCAAAUUAAUGUAAAAAGUGAGAAUUUUUAUAUUUUUUAUA